AUGAGUACCAGACAGUUUGUGUCUAGUCUAAUGAGUACCAGACAGUUUGUGUUUUGUACAAUAAGUACCAGACAGUUUGUCUCCUGUACAAGUACCAGACAGUUUGUGUCCUGUCCAAUAAGUACCAAACAGUUUGUGUCUAGUCCAAUGAGUACCAUACAGUUUGUGUCUAGUCCAAUGAGUACCAGACAGUUUGUGUCUAGUCCAAUGAGUACCAGACAGUUUGUGUCUAGUCCAAUGAGUACCAGACAGUUUGUGUCUAGUCCAAUGAGUACCAGACAGUUUGUGUCUAGUCCAAUGAGUACCAGACAGUUUGUGUCUAGUUCAAUGAGUAAAAGACAGUUUGUGUCUAGUCCAAUGAGUACCAGACAGUUUUUGUCUAGUCCAAUGAGUACCAGACAGUUUGUGUCUAGUCCAAUGAGUACCAGACAGUUUGUGUCUAGUCCAAUGAGUACCAGACAGUUUGUGUCUAGUCCAAUGAGUACCAGACAGUUUGUGUCUAGUCCAAUGAGUACCAGACAGUUUGUGUCUAGUCCAAUGAGUACCAGACAGUUUGUGUCUAGUCCAAUGAGUACCAGACAGUUUGUGUCUAGUCCAAUGAGUACCAGACAGUUUGUGUCUAGUCCAAUGAGUACCAGACAGUUUGUGUCUAGUCCAGUGAGUACCAGACAGUUUGUGUCUAGUCCAAUGAGUAUCAGACAGUUUGUGUCUAGUCCAAUGAGUACCAGACAGUUUGUGUCUAGUCCAAUGAGUACCAGACAAUUUGUGUCUAGUCCAAUGA
This is a messenger RNA of Saccostrea cuccullata (small rock oyster), 781 nucleotides long. RefSeq names its product salivary glue protein Sgs-3-like. The transcript has a single exon. NCBI's taxonomy places the organism in Eukaryota, Metazoa, Mollusca, Bivalvia, Ostreida, Ostreidae. The annotation marks the transcript as partial. The record is from RefSeq and is a predicted model, not a curated record.